AUUAAACACAAAGAAACACAGUAGUGUUGCAUGUCGAGUCACCGAUGGCUGUAUAUUUGUCGUGUUACUACCAAAGAUGGUGCUAAAUGUUGUCGCGCUAUUGAACUUGGUGCUCGCUGCACACGCAGUGUUACCAAGUGUUUAUAUCAAUAAUAAAAAAUUAAAACUGAGCCAAUCGCCUAAAAAUUCGUUGAUAUGGGCCAAUGCAACAUACGAGUUCAGAGAAAAUGAGAUGGCUUACGUGCAAUGUUACGUGAGAGAUCUAGGCAUUAUAACUUUUAAAGUGAAAGAUGAACCGGAUUUAGCGGUAUACAUAAACACCACGAGUAUAAAUAUGUAUAUGAGGAUGAAGCCGGAGAGAGAUGGGAAGUAUAUAGAUUGUCAUCACAAUGUAGCUGGCGUGGAGUCCAUUGUGCGGGUGCUGCUGAAGCGACAGCCGACCAGCACAAGUCAAGACGCAGAGGGAUCGGACAAUGAGGAGAUUCUUUAUUGUUCUUCAGAGUGCACAAGAUCAUCAGUAACUGCCAUAAAGAAUCCAAACGGUAUACAAGGGUUGAAUUUUUCGAGAGUACUUUUCAUUUAUUAUCCCUUUGAGGGUUAUCAGGAAAUACAUUAUGAAUACAAGGAUCAAGAAUCUUUAGACAUCACGUGGGACGUCAGCCUGAUAGCUUCUAAGUCAAACGAAUACACAGUUUAUUGGAAAGAUAAAUUAGUGUCUUCAUUCCCGGUUAUUAAAACUGUGUACGACUGCAGAGUAUCCUUAAAGUUUAAGCCGAUGAUCCUAACGGCUGACGAUGAUCGCAGCAUCAUUAAAUAUUGCAAAUCGAUAAAUGACAAAUAUCGAUCCGACCAUGAACAAUUAAGAAUAAUAUUAAGACGAAUAUCCGACACAAAGGGCAUGGAACAGGAAGACAACUGUAUCCAGUUAUCAAUAUUCAUUCCGGUUGGAGUCCUCUGUUUCCUUGCAGUCAUAUUGAUCACAGUAAUGUGUGUUAUAGUAAAAAGGAAGACGAAAGUAUCCAGGAAUGUAACUGACAACCCUAGUUAUGGAGAUCUCGAAAGCGAAGAGUCGGUAAAUCCGUUUCCGUCGCAGUGGGAAACCUACGCUAAUGUAAUGGAGAGGAGAUAUCCGGACGCUAACAGCAUGGGGCGGCUGUACGCGACGCCGCUGCCCAAGAGCCAAAGGAAGGGUCAGCAGAAAGAUAUGUACGUGAACUCGAACGCAACCGCCGCGCCCGUUGCGGAGGGAUUGUACAGCGUGGUCGAGCGGUGCAGUGCACAAGAGCACGCGCCGCGCAUACAAUAAAAUUAUUAAAUUAUUUGAAAAUUUCAUGAAAUUAAAUAAUACCAAAAAAAAUUAAAUAACAGGUACAUACAGGUACUUUGGAGUCGGUGACAAAUUAAAGUUUAACUUUGUAUAUUGUUUCCAUAUAUGUAUUGAUCUUACUUAGCCAGCAAUUUUAUUAUACCAAAAUUGGUAACCUGUACAUGCCUGUUGUAUGAAAUAAUUUGGUUUUUGAAGGCGGUUUAAUUAAUGUUAAAAAAGUUUUUAUUUUUUGUGUUAGUUAUAACAACUAGCUUCCUCGGUGGCGUAGUUGUAUUGCGCACACGGCACGACUAUCGCACUGAGUUGUAAUUUGCUCCCGUGGGACAUAACGGGAUUUUUAUAUAGAUGUCACUGGCAUUAUUUUGGCACUAGAAAUCGCUACAGUGUGAAUUAGGGAAUUACGGGACGGGAUGUAGAAAGAAUAAAGCAAAAUAUUAAUUUGUAACAAGCAAGAUUACAAAAUAAUAUAAAAAAAAACUUUUUUUUAAUGUAUAUUUAUUUCGUGGUUUUAUCCAUAAGGACAUUGCAACCCCGUCGAAACUAACAUUAACAAGCACAAUAAAUGAAAAUAUAAUUUUA
This is a messenger RNA of Manduca sexta (tobacco hornworm), 1906 nucleotides long. RefSeq lists its product as uncharacterized. The record is from RefSeq and is a predicted model, not a curated record. The transcript has 8 exons. The coding region runs from base 77 to 1306 and encodes 409 amino acids. Lineage: Eukaryota; Metazoa; Arthropoda; Insecta; Lepidoptera; Sphingidae.